CUCUCAAACUGUGGGCAGACAAACAUAGCACCAGGGAGAGCUAUUAGCAGCAGCAGAAGAUCACCCAGGAGCUCUAAGAUGUUUAUUUAUUAGAGUCUUCCUGUUGCUUAAAGUCCUGACCUCCUCACUAAGCAAUUUGGAGUCAAUGUGGAUAGAAUGGCGAAUAGUGUGAUCAGUUUGUCAACUUCUGAGACCCGUCGGUCUAAUGAUUAUUUUCCUGACUGGACUCCGUACUCACAGUCGUCCCUGCUUAACUGGACAACCAACACACUGUAGGAAACAUGAACCCUGAGUCUCUGGACAGGUCCAUCCAGAACACCCUCUCAGACCUCUACCCUCCCUUCGAGGCCACAGCCCCCACCGUCCUGAGCCAGCUCUUCCAGGUCAUAGAGGAACGUUACCAAGGAGACGCACUCAAGUGUCUGCUGGACUUCCUCAUUACAGCCAAACACAUCCUUGAGAGUGUUCAGCAGGCUGCCUGUGCCCAGUACUCUGAUGUGGUGUUCCGCUGUGAGGGCUGGCCUCUGUGUCUGCAUGAGAAGGUGGUGAUCCAGCUUGCCUCCAUCAACCCCCUAUUGCUGCGCCCAGGGGACUUCUACCUGCAGGUGGCACCCUUUUCUGAACAGUCCGCCCGCAUUGUGGUCCGGAGCCUGCUGGGGGAGGAGGAGGGACAGGGUCGGGAGGUAGAGGAGACACCCAUCCCUGAGACCUCCUACCCCUGCAUCUUCACUGAGGACUGGCUGGGGGAGCUCAACCAUGGCCGCCAUGGCACCCUUCUCAGCCACUGUAUCCUCUCCACAGACCAGGGCAUGGUGAAGGUGCCAUGGGCACAGGUGGCUCUACCUGAGUUUGUGGAUAAACCCAGAACUAUGGCCUUGUCAUCUCCUAACCCUGCUGCUACUCAACAGGAGAAAGUGACAAGGCCAGUGCCCUCGUUGGCGCUGCCUCCCCCUGCCUCUGGGUACUCUGUGGAGACUAGGAUCUCUCCUGCUAAACAUGGCAUUGCGGUGUCGCUGUGUCUGGUGGACAGUAACUGCUCCAGGCUGGUUAAGGUGGAUCAGGAUAGGCCUGUGGCUAAGCCCAUCGGCUGGGUGUCUCCCAACACAUGGGACAGCCGCAGCAACAACACCUCUGAAGUUGAGGGGGAAUACAUAGACUUGGUGGAGUUCACUAAGCAGAAAGAAGCGUCGCUCAGUGGGGCUCACAGUCACACACACCCCAGAGCACCCAUAUUUAGGCCUGUUACCCUCAACAGGCCUGGUGUUCCUUCGGCUCCAGCCCUGCCCCCGCCCCCGGCCUUGGCUCCUGCCCCCCACCGGCCCCUCAGGGAACCGUUACACUGUGGCCGGACCGUCCGAUUCCCCGAAGACCCCCCCUGCACCCCCUGCAUGAGGAGGAGAAUGGGCCAGGUGUCCAAAGCACAGGAGAUCAGGUGCCGGUACAGAGAGUCUUACCAUUCAGCACUGCAGAACCCUGUUACCUUUGAGAGAGACAAUAGACUGAAUACACUGGCGGUUCUAGAGGAGGCUAGUCUAUGUGAGGGGAGACUGGGACCAGAGGGUAAAGAAUUAUGUCCUGGUCCCUCCCAGCAGUGCUACUAUCCAGACCCAGGUCACCAUAACCAGACUCCCCCUGUUAGCACGGUUCCCUGUUGGAAGUCUGGAGAAAGUAACACUAUAUCCAGUGGAGUUUUGCAAGGCCUAUGUGGCACUAGGGAAUCUACAGACAUUACUACCAAAUCCAGUGGAAUUUUACAAGGCCUGAAUGAUACCAUAGAGGAUGAUGGGAGAUGUCCCUCCUCUCUGUCGACCACUAUUGUGGACAUAUCAGAGAAGUGUGAAGUUGUGAUACAAGGAAGAAAAAGUAGGGACAUUGACUUCACUACAAAGAUGAUUCCCAGCUUACAUGUAGUGAAAUGUAAAAACACGACAGCUUUUGGACUGGUUUCCCCAAAGAUGAACAGGCGGAGACUGCCCAACCAAGAUGUCUCCCAGGCUUGCCAACCCUUCAUACCCAUUACAAAUGGACACCAGACCCCUCCACUUGAAAUUACCCAGCAGCCACUGGGUCACUAUGCUGUGCCCAGUUCUAAGGUCCUGUUACCAGCCUCAGCAGAACACAGCACUCACCAUCUCCAGAUGGGAGUCGCAUGUCUAACUGGUGGCAGAGACAGGACAGGUCGGUUGGUGGUUGAGGUGCACGGAGACAAGGAAGGAUGGAGAUCUCCUUUAGUGUCAAGUCUGGAACUCAGCAAACUUCUGCUCUACCUCCACUCUGUAAUCAAGCGAGAACUAAGAGAACUUGGAAUGACACUAGUUAUUGAUGCUCGGAAGACUCCACCUCCACCACAGUUCAAUAAGGCCUUGUUGGUGGUUCAGGAGCAGAUUCCCCAUGCAAUACACAGUGUCUUGAUCCUAGUGGAGAAGGAGAGCUGCCAUCGCACAGAGAAAUGUCCUAGACUACAGAUUGCUGUGGUGACCUCACUGAAGGGGUUGCACAAGCUGGUGGAGGGGAGUCAGCUGACCUCAGGCCUAGAGGGCACCCUUCCCUACAACCACAUUGACUGGCUGCAGCUCCAUCAGAAACUUCAUCCCUUUAUGUCAGAUCUCCAGGAGGCCUCAGGUUUGCUACUAACAGCCAUCAGGAAACUAGAGGAAGACCGUAAGAUUGACACAGUGCAGGAUGUACAGAGGUGUAUUCUAGAACAGAGAACUCUGAUGAAGGAUGUUCUGGAGGACAGACGGUUGGUCGUUUUGCAAAGGGAGGGAGGAGCCAUGCUGGCUAGACUGAGAAGGGAGAGUGACCUCAGAUACUCUCACUGUGAGGAUUACAGUGAUGCAGUGGAUUCUGUGACCUGCAUGUACAACCAUGUAGAGGAGCAGGCCCAUGUGCUGGUGCACAGAUCCAACAUGUCCCUGGAGCACCUAGAAUACCUGCUCCAACUCAGAGAAAUGGAGGGCCAUUUCUCUAAGAUCAGGGAAUGGUUUGAUGCAGAAGGGGAACGGCGGUUGUUGGAGGCAGAAUCCGUGGAGGACUCUAGAAAAAGAGUGGAGCAGACUCUCCGUAGUUUCAGUGUAUUCCUCACUAAAGCCAAUGAGCAGAAGCACAAGGCUAUGGCCCUGAUGACGGAGGCAGAGAAGAUCCAGGGCCCAUCCCCAUACCCUGAGACUGAGGUGUUCAGGACCAUGGUCUGCACCUUCAAAUAUGGCCUGGCUGACUUCCUCUCCCGGGCAGAGAGGUGCUGUAGUGAGCUGGAGACUAUGGUCACUGUGUGCAACUUCUGUGAGCAGGCUACUGAGCUGGCCAAAGACUGCAGACAAUACCUGGACCAGGUUGUCAGACGCCCAGAGACGGAUGAUGUCUCUACACUCCAGAUGUACCAGGAGAGCUUUGUCCAGUUCUCCCCAGAGCUCUUCCAGGAGGUGAAGGGCCAGGCGUGUGCUUUGAGGGGCUCCAGGGGCAUGCGGGUGUGGAACGUAGCGUGGCUAAAGUGUCAGGAGGUCAGGCAGCAGCUAGAGGAGAGACUACAGGAUGUGGAGAGGGCCUUGAGGAACACAGGCCCCUGGCAUGAACAACUUAGAGCUCGUGAGGAUGAGGCCUUGGUUCAUACAGUGACUCAUCGUGAUGGAGUUCUGGUACUGCCCAGACCUGGUCUACCACACUGGUACAAUCCCCCAUCAGGCUCUAUGAUGGGAAGGUAUAACGGGGCCUUGGAGAGCAGGAACAACUCUGUGACCUGCUGUAAUAUAAACUUCAAGCCUGAGAAUAACAGACCUUGUAAACGGUCAAAGACCACCACAAUGCCGGCCUCUCCCCAUAUCAGAUCCAUUAGGAGAGCGGAGAGAGAGCCCAGUGGGAGAGAGGCCUGCCGAGGGAGGAGCAGAGAGGCCGCCACCCUUGCCGACUUGCACACUGUGGGCUGUGAGUGGUUCCCGUGGCAACGCGGGGGCCUGGGCCGGUCCAUGAGCGAGGACUCGUGUGCGACCGCCACGUCCAGUCAGUCUGAGUCUUGCGUCCAGACGCCUUCCUGUUCCCACGGGAAACCCUCCUGUCGGAUCCUGCAGGCCGCUCAGAAGUUCCAGAUCUCACGGCAUGGCAGCUUCUGCUCAGAGGAAUCCUGUAGUGUCCGAGAGGGGGCAGAGAGGACCUCUUCAAGGAAUACUAGCCCAUCAGUGAGGAGGUGUGAGGGAACAACAUCAUUGGCAAGUUCAGAGGAGAAGGCUGGCAAUAUUAUAAAGCUGCAGCGGAUCAUGGCGGAGCUACUGUUAACAGAGAGGGAGUAUGUGCGCUCCCUGGGUUACAUCCUGACUCAUUACCUCCCCCUGCUGGAGAGGCCUGACGUGCCACAAGACCUGCGGGGCAAACGUGGAGUCAUCUUUGGGAACCUGGAGAAGCUGUAUGACUUCCACGGCCAUUUCUUCCUCAGAGAGCUGGAUGCCUGUCAGACAGAGCCUUUACAAGUGGCUCGCUGCUUCCUGAGACACAGAGACAGUUUAGGCCUCUAUGCUCUCUACAGCAAGAACAAGCCUCAAUCAGAUGCCUUAAUCCUUCACCAUCGCCCUGACAUCUUCAAGAGGAAGCAGCAGGAGCUGGGGGAUCACAUGGACCUGUCCUCCUACCUGCUGAGGCCCAUCCAGAGGAUCAGUAAGUACAGCCUGCUUCUGCAGGACAUGCUGGGGAUGUGUGGGCCUCAGAGAGACAGGGAAGAGCUCCAGGCUGCAGCCGAUGUGGUCCGCUUCCAGAUGCGUCAUGGCAACGACCUCCUCACCAUGGACGCCAUCCAGGACUGUGACGUGAAUCUGAAGGAGCAGGGCCAGCUGAUUCGCCAGGAUGAGUUCAUUGUGUUCUUCAGAAAGAAGAAAUGCUCCCGCCGUAUUUUCCUCUUCCAAGAUCUCAUCCUCUUCAGCAAGACCAAGAAGACCAAUGUGGGCAAUGAUGUGUACAUCUACAAACAGUCUUUCAAGACAUCUGAUAUCGGGAUGACACAUAACUCUGGAGAGAGUGGUUUCUGUUUUGAGAUCUGGUUCCGGCGGAGGAAGUUCCAGGACACGUACACUCUGAAGGCUGACAGGGCGGAGGUGAAAAGGGCCUGGACCAGAGACCUGGAGCAGAUCCUCUGGGAACAAGCUACCUACAGCAGAGAACUGAGGAUACAGGAGAGAGUGUUCAUGGGCACGGGGAGGAACCCUUUCAUGGACAUACAGCCUAACGAGGCAGCCAUCUGUGACAGGGCCACCAACUGUGUCCUGAUAGGAAGAGCUCCUGUGCCGUCUUUUCCACAAACAGAUCUUGAAUGUCUCCGGCCCAACUCCAUUGGUUCAGGCAGUAGUGCCUCUACCUCCUGCAGCCACUCAUCUUCCUCCUCUGGACGAGGUUCUUUACCUCCUGUAGGUUACCCUGGUAACCAGAUACAAGGUGGGGAAACCAAUCACAUUGUCUAUUCCUCCCCGGAGACUGUGACUGAAGAUGACCCCAAUAACCAUCAUAAUCACCAGAAACAAAACCUUCAUCUUCUCAUGGACAGCAUGGAGUCGUCAGGUGAGAGUGGCAGUGUGUUCAGCAGCUCGGAGUGCAGCUGCCUCUCUGCCAUUGGUGGAGAGGUGGAAGACUCGUCAUCUGUCCUGUCCCAGAGCUCCCAGUCCCGUGUCACCCAGAGAACAGCAACACCCAAUCUCAGGAAGAACAGCUCCCCUGCUACGAUCAGGAAGAAGCCCUCCAUUGCUCCCAAACCACCAGUGCUGGCUGCUCCUCAGAGCCUGCAAAAGGGCAAAAAAAUGGUUGCUAUAGGAAAAUCAACAGAAGUUUAACCAGUGGAUUUAAGUGAUGGUUCAUCCUGUGGAUCUCUGAGCAGUGAUGAUGGAGAGCAAUCAGGCUGACAGUCAAUUAAAAACUAUGAUAACAGACUGAAUGGACCACUAGUUGACAAGCACUGAAGAGAAACUUUUUGUCUUUGAAGAACUAAUGUAUCUGGAAUAUUAUAGAUGAAAUAUCAUGAAAAGGAACACAUGAUGGAUUGUGGUCAGUUUUUAAAGUGUUUAUGGUGUCCAUGUAUCUAAUAAUACUUCUUAAGCAACCACUUCUUUAUCAGAUAGUGCUUUAACUGAAUGGCUAUUGUUUUGCUGUCAUUGGUUCAUAGAACAUACUUUUUUGUCUUUGUAAUACUAGUAGUAUUUCAGCUGUUAACUUUUACAAGGGAUUUCUUUGGAAUUUACACAUCAUUCACACCAUGUCAUGUUGACUCUCUUGAUGACCCCAUAUUGAUGACCCCAUCUCUUGAUGACCCCAUAUUCCCAUGAAAUGUCAAAUAUGGGUUAAUAUUUUUUUCUUCAAAUUACACACAUUUAACACUGUUUAUAAUGUACCGGUACACAUGUCAAACUCAAACAACUGACUAUAGAAACACUUGUUCCCAUCAGUAUUCUCUGCAGGCUCAGGACAACUUGUCAGUGGCACUCUGACAUAAGUUCCUGCCCAGAUUUAUAGAUAAAUUAGGGAUCAACUAUUGAUGUCCAGGUGGGAUAGCAGAGGAGCAGCAAGUUACUUCAUAUUGUUUCCCGUUUUUCCCCAGCUUUGUACUAUAUUGCUGUGAAAAAUCUCUGGAAAGGGAGAAAACCACUAAAUUGGAAUCAUUUAAGGGGUCCAUCUGGCAUUUUCAACUCAUCAGAAACCAGUUGUCCAGUUGUUCUAAUAGUCAACAUAUUAAUUUACAAUAUUCAUUACAAACCAUGUAUAUUAUUGAGAUCUUUCUUUUCUGUGAAAACUGAAUGAGCAAUUUUGCUUAGGGCUAGGUUCUAUAAGAACUGCGGUAAACAACAUCUGCAUAGCGGUUGUUUUGGCGAUGUUGUUUUGGGGGGGGGGCCUUCAUGAUGAGUUCAGAUUUUUGUGGCCCCCACCCCCAUCAAAGUUGCCCAUCCCUGUUCUAGGCUAUUGUCUGAACUUCAAACAGGCUAUAAAUACCCUAAUUCAAAUUAACAUGAAAACAUGUCAUUAUUUCUAUCAUCGAUAGCGCCUACACUUUCUAUCGCCGUUUUGAACACAGGAGCAGCCGCUCUCCAAUUUGUCAACUCAUACUGCAGUUAUGGCCAACGCAGGUUAACUCUUGAUCUGAUUGAAUCACAGUCUAUCUUUUUAACAUGUCAAUAUGGUGAGACUUUCUUUGAAACCACUGUCAUCAAUGUUAGUUUUGUUCAUUGUCCACACUUUUUGGGUUAUAUUUUGGUUUUAUUCUAAAACCCAAUGUAUAUAAUUCUCACUGAAAAGCUAUUUAUUAUAGGAUCAGUGCCAUUUUUGUAGAGAAGUUAGUACUUUUUCCUGUAUUUCUCCAGCAGCUGGUUUGAACAUCAACUCACACUGAUGUUGUGCAAUCAGAAGAAAUGGGAACAACCUCCUUCAAUGGAAUGUGAAUCCUGACACCGCAGAGGUCACAGGCCAUGACUAAACAUUGUGACCUGACUGACCAAGCGUAGCCCUUUUGGUCAGCACAUAGCCAUCGGUUAAGCAUCAGAUAACAUUGUUGUGUAGGCCCUGUUGAACUGAACGCUCCUCUACCAUAGCCCCCCUCCGCUGUCCUGAACAGUUUGUGUCACAAAUGGGUUACAUACAAUAUCAGUAAACAAAUUACUCAUUGAGAUAUUCUUUAUUUACAUUUGGGUAGUCAUUUAAUUAUAACCUCUGUGUUUAUUCAUGUAUGUGACAUAAAGCAAUAAAAGGUUCAUGAAUUUAAAAAAAGUUAGUUAUUCUUUUUCGGAAGUUUAAAAAUAAGUUGUUGUAAAGUAUAUGCAGACCUGCAUGCAUGUGUGAAGUUUAGAUGUGAGUCUUUAAGAUUUGAGAUUCUUCAAAGUAGCCACCCUUUGCCUUGACGACAGCUUUGCACACUCUUGGCAUUCUCUCAACCAGCUCCACCGGGAAUGCUU
Oncorhynchus kisutch (coho salmon) is the source of this 7913-nucleotide messenger RNA. RefSeq lists its product as uncharacterized. Bases 282 to 5807 code for a protein of 1841 amino acids. Lineage: Eukaryota; Metazoa; Chordata; Actinopteri; Salmoniformes; Salmonidae. Gene Ontology annotation, molecular function: guanyl-nucleotide exchange factor activity. The record is from RefSeq and is a predicted model, not a curated record. The transcript has 24 exons.